This is a messenger RNA of Funneliformis mosseae, 705 nucleotides long. Lineage: Eukaryota; Fungi; Glomeromycota; Glomeromycetes; Glomerales; Glomeraceae. The record is from the annotation of a GenBank genome assembly.
AUGUCUGAUGAUCUUGAUAUCGAUAAAUACCUUUCAACUGAAGCAACACAAUUACAGAAAGAUCAAGAAGUCGAACGUAUUCUAUCUGCGUUCAAGUUAAAUCCUUUCGACCUUUUAGAUCUUUCUCCUUAUUGUACAGAAAAAGAUAUUAAAAAUGCUUAUAGAAGGAAAUCUUUACUUAUUCACCCUGAUAAAACAAGCCAUCCUAAGGCACAAGAAGCUUUUUCUUUAUUGAAAAAGGCAGAAACAGACUUAUCAAAUGAAAAAUCACGUCAAUUCUUAUUAACAAUUGUUGAUGAAGCAAAAAUAACCUUAAUUAAUGAACAAAAAUUAAAACCUAAUGAUUCAAUUAUUAAUACUCCUGGAUUUAAUUUACAAAUUAAACAAAAAAUCAAAGAAAUUUUAAUAGAACAGGAACUACGUAGACGUAAAUUACUAAAACGUGAUUUAGAAGCUCAAGGUUUAGCCGCUCAAAAAGCUGAACAGGUUGAAAAAGAAAGGAAAAGAAAAGCCGAAGAGGAUAAAUUAUGGGAAGAAACUAGAGAACAAAGGGUCAAUAAUUGGAGAGAUUUUCAAACUAAAAAGUCAAAUAGUUCUGGUAGUUCUGCUAAAAAGAAGAAAAAGUUGGGAAAUGAAUUUAAACCACCAAAAGUUUUGGCUGAGGAUCCCGCCAAACCUUAUAUAAAACGACAUACGAAUUCUUAA